Messenger RNA from Staurois parvus, 298 nucleotides. The record is from the annotation of a GenBank genome assembly. NCBI's taxonomy places the organism in Eukaryota, Metazoa, Chordata, Amphibia, Anura, Ranidae.
CAGGGGCGGACUGACAACUCAUGGGGCCCUCGGGCAAUAGGGAUCAUGGGGCCCCUGUGUCCUUACCCAAACUCAAAAAAACCUAUGAAAAAAGUACCAGGGGCAUCUCAUGGGGCCCCCUACUGACCCCGGGCCCUCGGGGAGUGCUCGAGUUUCCAAAUGCUCAGUCCGCCCCUGAUCUACACAUUAAAUAGCAUGCAUACACUUAACAUAAAACAUACACUCACCAGCCUCGUUAUUAGGUAAACCUAACUAUUAAAGCCUAACUCCUGGCAAAAUAUUUUAUUUUAGUUUUGUA